Molecule: messenger RNA, 1071 nt
Organism: Linderina pennispora
Lineage: Eukaryota; Fungi; Kickxellomycota; Kickxellomycetes; Kickxellales; Kickxellaceae
Exons: 1
Coding region: 52-1014 (320 amino acids)
Biological process (GO): mRNA splicing, via spliceosome
Cellular component (GO): post-mRNA release spliceosomal complex
Molecular function (GO): RNA lariat debranching enzyme activator activity; nucleic acid binding; zinc ion binding
Source: RefSeq, a predicted model, not a curated record
CACCAUUUUACUACUUUUGUAUUCCCAUUGAGCCCGAAAGCUGUGUGAACUAUGCCUGACGCAGAAGACAGCGGGCAGAAGACUUCGACCUCGCUCACCAGCCAGCCAGUACUUAUCAAGGACCCAAAAUCGCGGGACAGCGCACAAAGCAAAUCCCACAGCCUAGCCUUCAAUACCCAAUACCACCCUCCGCCGCCAUCAGGCUACACCUGCAAAAUCUGCAAUAUCGGCGGUCACUGGAUUCAGAGCUGCCCAGACAGACAUCGUAAGGCACAGUCCAAGAAGUUUGAUAAACAAGACUGCUGGUUCUGUUUGCCCCGUUCCCAGGCCGACCAGAACUUGGUUGUUGCUAUCGCUGAAAAGACAUACCUUGCAUUGGCCAAGGGCCCGCUGGUCAUCGGCCCAGAAAGCGUACCAAAUGGCGAGCCGGUUGCGUGGGAGCAAGGGCAGGUUAGUCCGAUUCCUGGCGGCGGCCAUGUCAUGAUAUUGCCUAUAAAGCAUACGCCCAGCAUGCGCGCCAUCUUAUCCAUCGAUAAGCAGACCGUGAUGAAGGACGAAAUCAAGAAGUGGACGCAGUCGCUGACUGAUUUGUAUGCCGACUAUGGCUGCGUGCCGCUAAUUUACGAGGUCUACCGCUAUUUACCACGCCAGCAUGCUGCGAUGCAUUUUAUUCCUUUGCCCAAAUCCAAGGUCGACAAGGUCUGGUCGUCUCUGGUGGCUAUGGCCCGCGAGAGCCAUCUGCAUAUCCAGAGCCACUACCCGCGCAGCAACAGGUCAGGCUAUGUGUGGGUAAACACGCCUACUCUCGAUGAUAACUAUGCAUGCCUUGAAAUUCCUACUUGGGAUAGACACUUCAGUUUGCAGUUCGGACGGCAGCUGGCUGCCCGCAUCCUUGGGAUCCAUGGCAGAUAUGACUGGAGGGCAUGCACGGCUCCCAGCGACCAGGAGGCUCGCCAGCAGGAUGCAUUUAAAGAGGUAUUUGCAAAGUACGACCCUGUAAGCAAGAACUGCUAGUAGUGUUGUCACCUUCAUCUACCGCAAAAUUUUACUCUCCAUUGAUCUUUCGAACUU